CUGCCUUUUUUCCUCUUGGGUACAUUAAAAUUUGAAUUUAAAUCCCAUUACAUACCCAUCCAUCCAUUUUCUAUACCACUUAUCCUAUUCAGGGCCACAGUCAAAGGGUGUGUCUAUCAAGCGGAUGUAGUGGGAAUAUGUAUUAUCAUUUCUUUUAUUGUGAAAGGGCUUAAGCAGAUGUUGACGGUUGCGGUUCUGCUAGCUUCUUUCGAAUCACCCUAGCGAACCCCACCGACAGCUCAGACGCUUGUUUGCUCACCAAGCGUGCAGACGUGUUUGAGUGUGCUCCGCUCUCUCCGCGGACUCUUGUCGGAUAUCUCCCGCUGUCUUCGCCCACCCACUUUGACGGUUCUUUUCGGACUAUAUUACUCCGUCUGAUGGUGUGCACCGAUGCCGAGAGAUGGGUAAACUGCACUCGAAACAUGCCGCUAUUUGUAAAGCAAGGGAGAGCCCGGAAGGCGACAGCUUUGUAGUUAAUGCCUGUUUGGCUCGGAAGGGACUGGACGACUGGCUGGUGAAGCAGGAUUGUCAUCUAAAGACCACCCGGGAGUCCAUAAAUGAAGCUCAGCAGAUUGGCGAUGAGCACUACCGCUUAGAAGUGGCCCUGCCCCCGGAGAAGACAUCCGGCGGCUGCUGCUCAGAUGACAAGACCAUGCUGCAGCGCGAUGGCAAGCAGCUCCAGUUUGAAGAGCUGGAGUGCGCCGUGUCCAUGGAGGAGGACAACCGACAGGAGUGGACGUUCACCCUCUACGACUUUGACAACAACGGGAAAGUUACCCGAGAGGACAUCACAAGCCUCCUGCACACCAUCUACGAGGUGGUGGACGCCUCCGUCAACCAUUCUCCCAGCAGCAGUAAGACCUUGCGGGUCAAGCUGUCGGUAGCGCCGGACUCCAGCCAGAGAUGGAGGACUUGCACGCAGGGCGGCGCAGAUGCAUCCCACCCAAGGGAGAGAAACGACAAGUGCGCCGAAGACCCCAAGAGUGCAGACAAAAAAAGUCGAGCGCUGAUAAGGCGCCACCACAGCGACCAGCACAGCCACACCCAGCCGGGCUGCCAGCGCCAUUGCGUGGAUGAGAACCUGGAGCGACGGAACCACUACUUGGACCUGGCCGGCAUCGAGAACUACACGUCCCGAUUUGGAGCCGCGACUGCAGAGCAACCCAAGGCAGAACCCCAGACCCGCUCGUCCAAUCAGACGCGCUCCCGAUCUCACGAGCCAGAAAACGGCCACUCCCACCAUCCGCCGCCUCACCACCAUCGGCGUUUGCAAGCCGUCACGGACGCCGGCCCUCCCGAGGGUCUCCACCCCGCUCGGACACGAGGCCAAGAACCCGGCAAAUCGGCCGUCCGCUCCCCCAAGACCCACAGCCGCACUCCCCCAGCUCAGAUCAGCGGGCGGGUGAUGCGGAACAGGGGUCUCCCGGCCCCUCCGGCCCUCCCCAGCCAAACCCCCCCUCACCAGUCGUCCGCCCCUUACCGCAAGCACAAGCAGCGCUCCAAGGAGCAGCAGGCGUGCCGGGCGCUCGGCACCCUGCUGGGGGCCGGGACGGAGAGGGAGCAGGUCAGGAACCUGCCCGGGGUUCCUCUCUAUGAGGGCCGGCUGGCGCAGGUGGUACAGCGUCACGAGCACCACCACCACCAUGAACACCACCACCACUACCACCACUUCUACCAGUCCUGAACCACUUUGAGAGCCUUUUUGAGAUUCUUCGGACAUAGGAAGUGGGUGAGCUGCAAUUUGCGAACCACCACUACCAGGAACUCCACCACUGCCACCCUCUCUUCUACGAGGCCCGAUCUCCUGUCCUGCUUUGGGACCCCUCCGGGAAACCAUUGUCGCCACAUCCACCCUACUUCAGGACCCUUUAGGAGUCACCAGCCACUCCCAAAUGUCUGCCCAUUUAUGGACUUCCUGGACGCCAAAACUCUAAACGGCCACCCCACAUUUUUUGAUACACAGGAACAUAGGUGGACCCACUACCACUACUUGUCAUGAAAAGCUGAUAGAAGCUAAAUCAGUGUUAUGGACAGCUUGGAGGAUUCAGGACUACUUGAAGAUCACAGAGUUGGAGCCAUCAUCCAUAGCACCCUCUUUUUACACGGUUCUGGUGCCGUUACUGGUUUGGUGCAACCCACCAGAACCUUUCCAGACCACUAAGCAACGAGGCCGAAGUUGGACUAAGAUGAACACUUAUGAAGGAAGCGGCGUGCGUGUGUGCGUGUUAUGACACUGUGUCUGUCAAAAAAAAAAAAAAAAACAUUCUGUG
Molecule: messenger RNA, 2270 nt
Organism: Syngnathus typhle (broad-nosed pipefish)
Lineage: Eukaryota; Metazoa; Chordata; Actinopteri; Syngnathiformes; Syngnathidae
Gene: nkd1
Product: NKD inhibitor of WNT signaling pathway 1
Exons: 10
Coding region: 401-1684 (427 amino acids)
Biological process (GO): negative regulation of Wnt signaling pathway
Cellular component (GO): cytoplasm
Molecular function (GO): calcium ion binding
Source: RefSeq, a predicted model, not a curated record